CUAUGUCACAUGUAAACUUACCUUGCCGCACGAGGAAGUGUUUGUGGCUGCCUCCUUUCUAGAGGGGAGUGCAGCACGAUGGUUGAGUGGUUUAGUGCAACUACAGGGGUACAGUCAUGACUUCCGCGCUUGGGCAGCCCACCAGAAACUGGAGCACUUUCUCAAGAUGGUGGAAGACAGGUGGCAUGAUCCUCAAGAGGCUCAAAAAGCCACUGACGCGAUCCUGACACUGCACACGAGGCAGUUCAAGUCAGUAAGGGAAGCCACUGAUGCUGUAGAGCGUCUGAUCUGUGUCCCUGGGGUGCGCUAUGACCCCCAGGUCUUACUCACCUCCUACCUGAGAUGCUUUCCCAUGCCUCUCAGGAAUAGUUGGCAGGUGGAGAUCCUUGGUCUCGACAACUCGGUAGCUCAUCUCCAAGACCGCCUUCAACGCGUGGAGCAGCGACCAGUCGCCGCCGCCGACGCAGGCUCUUCCAACACUGCCGACCGCCUCACCGCAUUGGAGAUGCACGUCGGCUCCCUCCAGGAUGGCGCACAGUUACAGCAGACCGCGACACAACAGUUGCAGCAGCGGAUCUGCACUACCGCCACCACCUCGAGUCCGGAGCCGUGCGAGACAACUCCUAAGUUCAAUGGGCAGGAGAUCUUCCACGACUCAAUCAAGACAGAUCCAAUUCCAUGGUUUUGCAAGUUCGAGCUCACGCUGCAGCUCCACAACGUCAAGGAACACAAGCAUCACGCCUACUUGUACUCUCGCUCAGGGGGCGCGUGUCUGGCUUGGUUGGACAACCUGUUGUCCAAGUACGGAGUGGUAGCUAAUGACUUGCACACCAAGAUCACCUGGGAUGAUCUUAAGGCGGCGUGGCACAAGCAGUUCCAGGUGGAGCCGCCAGAGAUCAAAGCCACGGACAAGCUCAUGGUUUUCGAGCAAGGCACGCUGCCGAGCUGUUUACCGGGACCGCAAUGCGCAGCACUUAGCGCUCAUCUCCACACUUACCUUUCCUUCUAUGCACCACCAACUUCGCCGACGGAUGACGAAGUCGCGGUGGGGGACAUCCUGGCGUACGUUACCAAGGUGGCCCGCGAGUUUCGCACGCAGCGGUACGAUAACAACAAUGCACCGCUCAUGUACGUCCGCAUCCAGGUUGGGCAAGCGUCCUGCAGCGCUUUGCUGGAUAGCGGCGCGACUCGCAACUUCAUAAGCCAGUCUUUUACGCAAAGAGCUGGCCUUGGCGCACAAGUUCGGAGAAAGGCAAACCCGACCGCGAUCAAGUUGGCGGAUGGAAAGACGCAGCAACUACUCGACCGUUACAUCGAGGCCGUACCGGUCUACUUCGCACCUCAUGCAUGCGAACCGGUGACAUUCGAUAUUCUCGACACGGACUUCGACAUCAUUCUGGGAAUGCCUUGGCUUGCAAGUGCGGAUCACACGGUCAACUUCCAUCGGCGGACUCUUAGCGUUCGCAACGCCUUCGGCGCGGAAGUGGCGUGUACGAUUCCUCUACUGCACUCUUCGAUCCGGUGCCAAGUGGUGAUGGCCAAAUCAUUCCGGGCGACUUGUGCUUACGAGCAGCCCGAGGAGAUCGGCAUAUGUUUCCUACGGACCAUCGCGGUAGCCGACUCUUCACCCACGGACUUGUCUUCGGACCCCCGUGUGGUACGGUUGCUGGACGAGUUCGCCGACAUCUUCGAGUCACCUACCGGGCCUCUCCCUCGCAUUGACGAUCUUCUCGAGCGACUGGGCGGUGCGAAGUAUUUUUCCAAGUUGGAUUUGAAAUCAGGAUAUCAUCAAAUCUCGAUUCAGCCGAACGACCACUACAAAACCGCAUUCAAGACGCGGUACGGGCAUUUUGAGUGGGUGGUCGUGCCUUUUGGCCUCACCAAUGCCCCGGCGACGUUCCAGGCGGCGAUGACCAAUGAGUUCCGUGCAAUGUUGGACCGGUUCGUUCUGGUCUACUUAGACGAUAUUCUCGUCUACAGCCGGACAUUGGACGAUCAUCUUGGACAUCUUCGACGAGUGUUGGAGACGCUCCGCCGUGCCAAGUACAAGGCCAACCGCGACAAGUGCGAAUUUGUCCGGCAAGAGCUGGAAUACUUGGGCCAUUUGGUCACACCGGAGGGCAUCAGUCCGCUAUCGGACAAGAUUCAGGCCGUCCAAGAGUGGCCGGAACCUCGGAACGUCACGGAUGUCCGCUCGUUUCUCGGUCUUACCGGCUACUAUCAGCGCUUCAUCAAAGGCUACUCCAAGAUCGCGGCCCACUUGAACAAGCUUCAGUGCGAGGAUCGGCCGUUUGACUUUGGCAAGGAGGCGCGGGGAUCAUUCUUCGCUCUCAAAGUCGCGCUAUUGUCUGCGGAGGUCUUGCGAAUCUACGACCCGCUCGCGCCUACGCAUGUCACUACGGAUGCGUCGGGCUAUGGCAUUGUUGCAGUCCUCGAGCAACAUGAUGGUGUGGACUGGCACCCGACGGAGUACUUCAGCGAGAAAGUGCCCCUCGUGCAUUCCAUUGACGAUGCACGCAAGAAGGAGCUCCUCGCCUUCGUCCACGCGCUCAAGCGGUGGCAGCACUUCCUCCUUGGUCGAAGUCAAUUUCAAUGGGUCACGAACAACAAUCCGUUGGUCUUCUACAAGACCCAAGAUACCGUCAACAGCACCAUCGCUCGAUGGAUGGCUUUCAUCGACCAGUUUGACUUCUUUCCCGAUCACAUCCCCGGGAAGUCGAACCGUUUUGCGGAUGCUCUCUCACGGCAUCCGGAUCAUUGUACCGCAGUCUACUCGACGUUCGAGAUUGACGACGACCUGCGGAACAGCUUCAUCCGCGGUUACCAAGCCGACCCCGAUUUUCGCGACAAGGAAGCGAUUUCCAUGGACAUCACCGGCCCGUUCCCCAAGCACAAGACCAGAGUGGAUGGGAUUAUCACGGUGGUCGACCGACUCACCAAGUUCGCCAUGUUUUUGCCUUGUGGCUAUCAUGCCAAGGCACCGGAGUUGGCCAAGGUUUUGUACGCCGGUUGGAUUCGCACCAAGGGUUACCCCAAGGAGAUCGUCUGCGACCGCGACACUCGGUUCACGUCCGAUUUUUGGUUGGCGCUCAUCAAGCGAUGGGGCUCAUCUCUCAAGCCCAGUUCAGCUCGCCACCCUCAGACCGAUGGCCAGACGGAGAGGGCGCAUCAGACCGCACAGGUUCUCCUUCGCACUCUCAUCCGCCCCGACCAGAAAGACUGGGUUGAGCGACUGCCGGACGUGGAGUUGGCCUACAACUCUUCCAUCCACCCGGCUAUUGGGAUAUCGCCCUUCGAGUUCGAGCACGGUUCGCCGGUCACGUCACCGCUGGACACGAUUACUCCACGCACGACCGAGAGUGACGACCAUCUUCUUUUCUUGCGUCGGAUGCAAGAGCUUCUUCCCAAGCGCGAUCAUCCUUCUGAUGGCACUUCGUACUGUAAUGAGCAGCCACCUUGCAUAUUCUUUGGGAGCCUGGCGCGCGAAACGGUGGCCGCUACUGCUGCAGUAUAAUCUUAGGGCCUCGCUGCAAUACUUUCCACAUGCACAAAAGUAAAAAAAGAUGGCAAUG
Chara braunii is the source of this 3572-nucleotide messenger RNA. NCBI's taxonomy places the organism in Eukaryota, Viridiplantae, Streptophyta, Charophyceae, Charales, Characeae. The record is from the annotation of a GenBank genome assembly.